Messenger RNA from Seriola dumerili (greater amberjack), 2107 nucleotides. It is a transcript of the gene bcam, whose product is annotated as cell surface glycoprotein MUC18-like. The record is from RefSeq and is a predicted model, not a curated record. The transcript has 17 exons. Lineage: Eukaryota; Metazoa; Chordata; Actinopteri; Carangiformes; Carangidae. Gene Ontology annotation, cellular component: plasma membrane. Bases 148 to 1995 code for a protein of 615 amino acids.
GAGAGAGAGAGGGAGAGAGAGACAGAGAGGUCCAGAAGGCUUUGGAGCAGUGAAAGAAGAAAGAAGACUAACUGCAGCCAGAUUUCCACUCUCUACAACCAAAAACAAAGUGAAUACUUUUCUCUGAAAAAAGUUAGAAAACCGGCCAUGGACGGGAUAACGUUUGGACGCACGUCGCUCCUGUGCACCUUGCUCUGGGCAUUGAUAGUAUGCAGUGAGGCUCUGAAUGUGAAGGUGGCUCCUAAAGUGGAGGUGUUAAAAGGAGAGACUGCCAAACUGCCCUGCACUUUUACUGUUUCAUCAUCAGCAAGCAACCCUAUUGUUGAAUGGUACUUUGAGGAGCAGGGAACCAGGAGGCGCGUGGCUUUCCGCUCCCAGGGUGGAGAUGGAAGUGACGAGAACACCCCUCUCACUGGCAGGGUCGCUAUCGAAGAGGACUACACCUUGACCAUCUCCUCCACUCAGCCCUCCGACGAGCUUACCUUCUACUGCCAAGUCAACACCGGCCUCGCUGGGGUCGCAGAAGCUGCCACUAUGCUUAAAGUCUUCUUUGCUCCCGAGAAGCCAGAACUCACAAGACCAUCGAGUCAGGCUAUUUCUGUGGGAGAGACCACCAGCUCCGAGAUUGGCACCUGUGUGACAAUGAAUGGACAUCCCCAGCCAAGAAUUAUCUGGUUCAAAGAUGAACAGCCGCUACCUGAAGUCAAAGACAGGAAAGAGCAGACCUACAUGAUUCCCUCUGUGGUGAAGGAGGCCUCGGGUCUCUACACUAUCACGAGCACCCUGUACAUGCAGCCCACCAAGGCCGACAAGGACUCUGUGUUCCAGUGCACUGUGGAGUACAGCAUGCCAGGCGACCAGAUCAAACAGAAGAAGUCUGACACCAUCACCAUCAACCUCAACUAUCCAUCUGAGGAAGCGACAUUUUCCCUUCUCAACACCGAUCAAGUCAAAGAGGGCGAUACUGUCACUAUGAAGUGUGAGACUGAUGGAAACCCACAGCCUGAGUUUGACUUCACUAAAGACGGAAAAAUGAUCAGUGGUCAGGGUGGUCUCCUGACGCUGAAAUCUGUCAAGCGCACGGACACCGGUGUGUACAAAUGCACCGCCACAGAUUUCGAUAACUUGGACGCUGACCUGAGCGGAACAAUCAACCUCAAUGUCCACUACAUCGACCCGGUGAACGUGAUCCCUGCCGAACCUCAAGUCGUCAUGCUUGGAGACAAGGUGGAAUGGCAGUGUAAGACCAAGGCCUCCACUCAGCACACUGUUCAGUGGAAAAAGGGCUCUGAGGUCCUCUCUCAGGAUGGCACUCUGUCAAUACAAGAUGUUUCCUAUGAUAAAGCUGGAGAGUACAUGUGUAUUGGAGCCGUUCCAUCUGUGCCAGGACUGACAGCCGAGGCUACUGUCAGCCUCACUGUCAAAGGAAAGCCGAUGAUUGAGACUCCGGUUCCUACAGAGGUGGGGAAGGAAGACGACAUGGUGACUCUGAAGUGCUCGGCCUACGGCUCCCCUGCCCCUCAGUUCACAUGGAAUCCUGCAGGAAAAGAGUCGGUAUCAGUGGAGGGUAACAAGUUGGUGAGCACCGUGACCCUGAAAGCCACAGCCGAGGUCAUGAAGAACGGGGUGACCUGCGAGGUCACCAACGAGUUUGGAACUGAUAGCAAGAAAUUGCCGGUAUCUCUCACAAGAGCAAUUGACAACACGGCUGACAGAGUGCUGCUCUCUGGAAACCCUGUGCUUAAGUCAGCUGACAAACAGCAGGGAGGCUCCAGCGGGGUGGUGAUAGCCGUGGUGGUGUGUGUUCUGCUGCUCCUGCUGCUGGUGGCCCUCAUCUACUUCCUGAACAAGAAGAGCAAGCUGCCCUGCAGCAAGAAGGGCAAGAAGGAAGUGGCCAGCGGAGAGGUGAACAACGACAUUGUAGUGGAGAUGAAGACAGACAAGGCCAAUGAAGAGGCCGGUCUCCUCAACAAGAGACCGUCCACAGAACAGUGAUGAACAGAGUCGAGGGAAGCAAACGACAGAGAUGAAGGGAAGGAGGACGACUGAUAUGAAGACAACAGGGCUAAUUUUUAUUUACUACACUAGAGGAGCGAUGGGGGGGGGG